AUGAUUACUAGCAUACUUCGUUCGGAAGCGAUGGUGUGGGACAUUGCUAUACUUACAUCUCCCAGAAACGGUCGACGAACGCCACAUAUGCAGGAGGAUACGAAUUUGUCGUACUUUCAUGGAGCGCUGAUGGACCAGGACGCCGACGCAAUGCUCCAGAACGAAGGCGAUUUCCUGAUCCAGUCACGGCAUUCGAGUACAGCGAUCAGACAGCGCAUGGUGAUUGCUAUUCGUACCAAAGACUCCAUAAAACGUAUUGACAUCCGACGGAACGAGAACGGAGUUCGACUAGGAGGCAAAACAUUUCCAAACUUGAAAAAGAUGGUAGAAUAUUACUCUAAAGAACCGAUAGUAUUACAAGGAGGAGAGGAGCUGUUACUCAAAAAAGCCGUUCCCAAAGGGAAAUUUCAACUUGUUCACAGUGAUGUUAGGCUUCUUAAAAAGAUUGGCUCUGGUGCUUAUGGAACGGUCUAUCGUGGACAGUUAAUUCGCGAUAAUAAUAGAACGAUAGCCGUAAAAAGGAUCGAUUCUGAAGGAACGGACGAACAAGCGUUGGCUGAAAUGAUGAAAGAAGCCCGUGUAAUGCAACUUAACGAUCACAAGCAUAUAGUAAAAUUUUUCGGGUUCAUUGUCGACCGAAUGCCAUAUCUGCUGGUGAUGGAAUACUGUGAUGGGGGUUCAGUGGAGGACAAACUUCGUGCUCAUCCCAAGAGGAUCACUAUUCCAAUGAGGGUCGACAUGAGCACGCAAGGCUCUUAUGGAUUGGAAUAUUUACACUCACGAGAUUGUAUCCACAGAGACAUCGCCACCAGAAAUUGCCUUAUCGAUAAGGGCAUCGUGAAACUUGCAGAUUUCGGAAUGUGCCGUGCAACGAACGUCUACAAAAUUGACCUUUCAAAACCGCUCAACGUACGAUGGCUAGCACCAGAAGUAAGUCCGUGA
Messenger RNA from Haemonchus placei, 942 nucleotides. Lineage: Eukaryota; Metazoa; Nematoda; Chromadorea; Rhabditida; Trichostrongylidae. The record is from the annotation of a GenBank genome assembly.